AUGAGCAGCGACGGGGAAGCGGUGGUGCUCGUUUCUGCUGCAAGGACCCCGGUUGGAUCCUUCAACAGUACAUUGUCUACCUUGCAUGCCCAUGAGCUCGGUUCCGUAGCUGUGAAGGAAACCUUGAAGAGGGCAAACAUCAAGCCUGAAGAAGUAUCUGAAGUUAUAUUUGGACACGUCUUGGCAGCAGGUGCUGGUCAAAAUCCUGCUCGACAGGCCAGUGUUGGUGCGGGGAUACCAUAUGAGGUACCAGCUUGGAGCUGCCAAAUGAUAUGUGGUUCAGGCCUAAAAGCCGUCUGCCUGGGAGCUCAAUCCAUUAUGACAGGAGAGUCCAGUAUCGUGGUGGCUGGAGGCAUGGAGAGCAUGAGCAAGGCGCCCCACAUCGUUCAUAUGCGCAGUGGUGUGAAGAUGGGAGAGGUCUCUUUGCAGGACAGUAUUAUCCUAGAUGGUUUGACAGAUGCCUUUUACCACUACCACAUGGGUAUAACUGCUGAAAAUGUGGCCAAGCAAUGGAAAGUCAGUCGAGAGGAGCAAGACCAGCUUGCUGUAAACUCCCAGAACAAGGCUGAGAAUGCCCAGAAGGGUGGCUAUUUUGAGAAAGAGAUUGUCCCUGUUUUUGUUCCUUCCAGGAAAGGUCCUAUUGAAGUGAAGGCAGAUGAGUACCCCCGCCAUGGUAGUAACUUGGAAGCGAUGGCAAAACUAAAGCCACACUUUGUGACCGACGGAACAGGAACUGUGACCGCAGGAAAUGCUUCAGGUAUUAAUGAUGGUGCUGCAGCUGUAAUUCUAAUGAAAAAAACUGAAGCACGUAGACGAGAUCUUACGCCUUUGGCACAGAUUGUGUCUUGGGCCCAAGCUGGUGUAGACCCUUCUGUAAUGGGGAUGGGACCUGUCCCAGCCAUAAAGAAAGCUGUUGAAAAAGCAGGUUGGACAAUGGACCAAGUGGACUUGUUUGAAAUUAAUGAGGCCUUUGCUUCACUAGGUGUAGCAAUAACAAGAGAGCUAAAACUGAACCCCGAAAAGGUUAACAUUGAAGGUGGGGCUGUUGCUCUUGGUCAUCCUCUGGGAGCAUCUGGGUGUCGCAUCCUUGUUACUCUGGUGCAUGCACUGGAGCGAACAGGCAAAAAGCGGGGAGUUGCUGCUUUGUGCAUAGGAGGAGGGAUGGGUAUAGCUAUGUGUGUAGAAAGAUAAUGGAAAUCUUUCCUUACUUCUGUAA
Messenger RNA from Euleptes europaea (tarantolino), 1216 nucleotides. It is a transcript of the gene ACAT2, whose product is annotated as acetyl-CoA acetyltransferase 2. The record is from RefSeq and is a predicted model, not a curated record. NCBI's taxonomy places the organism in Eukaryota, Metazoa, Chordata, Lepidosauria, Squamata, Sphaerodactylidae. Gene Ontology annotation, biological process: fatty acid beta-oxidation. The coding region runs from base 1 to 1191 and encodes 396 amino acids. The transcript has 9 exons. Gene Ontology annotation, molecular function: acetyl-CoA C-acetyltransferase activity.